AUGAUGGAUGAUGAGGAGGCUGAUUUGCGUGAACAGAUAUUUCACAAUAAUGUUAGGGAACAAAUUAUUUUCUUGCUGCUAUUUAUAUUAUUAUAUCUCUUUUCGUUUAUGCUGAUUGAGAAGUUCCGACGUCGAGAUAGCGAAGACUAUUUCACAGCUGAUGAGGAUGAAGUUAAAGUGUACCGUAUCAGUCUAUGGUUGUGCACUUUUGCUUUAGCAGUUUCAUUGGGUUCUGCACUCCUGCUGCCAGUGUCAAUAGUCAGCAAUGAAGUGCUCAUUUUGUACCCAAAUAGUUACUAUGUUAAAUGGCUUAAUAGCUCUCUAAUACAAGGACUUUGGAACCAUGUAUUCCUGUUCUCAAACCUUUCAUUAUUUGUCUUUUUGCCAUUUGCGUACUUGUUUUCUGAGUCAUCUGGAUUUCCUGGAUAUCGGGGACUGCGGGCAAGGGUGUAUGAGACAUUCAUAGUACUGGCUUUAUUAGGUGUGACAAUGCUAGGCUUAGCAUAUGUUAUAUCUGCGUGGUUGGAAGGAGACCGAUCCAGUAUUGAUGCUUUGCUAAAUUUAUGGACCUAUUUGCCUUUUUUGUAUUCCUGUGUGUCAUUUGUUGGUGUCUUAAUGUUACUGGGUAAGUUUUAUAUUAUUAAUAGUUUAGAAAUAUUUUAG
Parnassius apollo (apollo) is the source of this 663-nucleotide messenger RNA. The record is from the annotation of a GenBank genome assembly. Lineage: Eukaryota; Metazoa; Arthropoda; Insecta; Lepidoptera; Papilionidae.